AACUGUUUGUAGAGUCCCUUUAACACAGAGCCCCUUGUUCUCCAUGCAAAUGGCAGAUGAACAGAACUCACACUGUGUGUGCUCGGUUUGCCUCCAGGACCUGCAGGAAAACAGCUGCCCUCGGUGUAAACAGAAUUCCUUAUGCAAGACAGAUCUGGAAGAAUCUGAGGCUCCAGCUGCAGAUAUGAGCGAAACCAGGGCUCCAUUUGCAGAUCUGGAAGAAUCUGAGGCUUCAGCUGCAGAUCCAGAAGAAUACGACGCUCUUAGUGCAGAUCUGGAUGAUUCUGAUUCUUCUGUAUCAGAUCCAGACAUCUGUAGCUUGUGUUGCAGAGGCACUGGAGAGGACAGGACUUCAGACGGAGCAAGCGGAGGACGUGGAGUGUGACUCCUGCAGUGAAAGGAAAGAGAAAGCCAUCAAAACAUGUCUGGUGUGUUUGGUGUCUUACUGUGAAACUCACCUCAGGUUGCACAAGGAACUGAAUGUGGGGAAAGCACACUUACUGGUGGACGUCACUGGAGAACUCCAAAAAAAGACGUGCCCCCAACAUCAUAAGCUCCUGGAGGUUUACUGCCGCACUGACCGCCAGUGUAUCUGCUGCCUCUGCAUGCUGGACACCAACCACAAAGGACAUGACAUGGUCUCAGCUGCUACAGAACGAGCAGAGAAACAGAGGCAACUGGAAAAGUCCAAGCAGAUGGUUACGGAUCGAGAGACAGAGCUGAAGGAAAUCCAAAAGGCAUCAGGUAGACUCAGGAACCUGACUCAAGCCACAGAGGAAGAAGGUGACAGGAUCUUCACCGAACUGCUCAGCUUUAUACGGAGAAGCCACACUGAGAUGAUUACGCUGGUCCAAAGUCAGAUGACCACAGAGUUGAACUGGAUUCAGGGACAUUUGGAAGGUCUGGAACAGGAGAUCUCAAAGUUGAAGAGAAAGCAGUCCGAGGUGGAGCAGCUUUCACAUACUGAUGAUCACAUCUAUUUCCUCCAGGAGGUCCAAUCCCGCUGGCCGACUUCUAAUGACUUCCAAAGCCUGACAACUAACCCACAGUUUUCAUUUGGAGAAGUGAUCAAGUCCCUCACCUCAUUAACAGCACAUAUAAAGGACAUUUGGAGACUGGAAACAACCAGGAUGUUCUCAGCAGUGACUGCAGAAAAGAUCCUACUGCCACAAGAACCCAAAACAAGGGAGGACUUCAUACAGUUUCUGGUUCCCUUGAGUCUGGACCCAAACACGGCCCACAGGAACCUUCGGUUCACAGAACAGAACAAGGCUGUGGCUUGCAGUAUUGAGCCCCAGUCAUACCCAGAACAUCCGGACCGCUUUGAGUGGUGGGCCCAGGUGCUGAGCAAGGAAGGUCUGACGGGUCGCUGCUACUGGGAGAUGGUCUGGAGCGGACAGUACGGCGUCGACCUCGCAGUGUCCUACAACGACAUCAGCAGAACUGGGCAAGGAGACGACAGCGGGUUUGGGUACAACAGACACUCCUGGAGUCUGGACUGUUCCAUAUUCAGAUACGCACUAGUGCACAACAACGAGGAGACGGAGAUCAGUGUACCCCUGUCCCACCGGAUUGGGGUGUAUCUGGACCACCGGGCAGGACAGCUCUCCUUCUACAGUGUCUCAGAUACCAUGAUCCUCCUUCACAAAGUCCAGGCCAGGUUCACUCAACCUCUUUAUCCAGGAUUUGGGCUCUUUCAGGGCUCAACUGCCAAAUUCUGUGAGCCGCAAGAAGACGGAUCACCGCAAGUAGUUAAGAGACCCAAGAACAACAAAACAAAUAUAAAACAAAGACGCAUAAGAACAGACGUGACGAGAAACAAAUAUCUCAGAUGUGAAAAGUGAGUUCAAAAUAGAGAUGCUCAAUAUUACCAGACCAAUAUCGGAAUCGGCCGAUAAUGCCUUUAAAUGUAAAUAUCAGUAUUGGCCCCAUAUGAAAAAUUAUGCCGAUAUAUCUACCAAUAAGAGGAAUAUGUUAACUCACAUGUGCUCAGGGUGUGCUAGCGAUUAGAUCACGUCAGCAGUGUGGAUCAUUCUUGAAGCAAAGUUUAGUCUGAAAGAUGUUUGGAUUCACUGUUUUGGGUCGCUGCAUUUAAUCUGUGAAAGCAUGUACAGAAUGACGCGUUCAGCUUGUGAUAAACAGUAAUAGCACGUGCAGCAACAGCAGCGUCAGCCUCCCCCGGGUCCUAAUGCCUGUUCGGUCAGGAGUUUUAAUCUGUAGGGAGCACUGUUGGACUACUUCUAAUUAAUUUAAAAGUAAAAUAGCCUAUACAAAUAACAUUUAGACUGUGUUUCUGAUUAAAUAAAGCAGUAACUGAUGUCAUGUCAUAAUGAUUUCAAUGUCAGAAGCUAUAGCUUACAUGAAAAAAAAAAAAUCACAAACAUGACACUUGUAAAUUAAAUAAUUUUAUAUAUACUGAUUUAUUAAUUAAUGUGUAAUAUGUUUUAUUUUUUAAACAAAUCAUAAGCUCUAAAAGAUUUUCUCUAAAAUUCUUUUGCAUUAGGCCAUCUUCAAAUGUUAAAUCUUAAAAUAAAAUGUUAGGGCUAACACUGCAUCUUCCUGGGAAAAUAAAUGCAGCGAUUGAUAUAUAGUUUAUUUAUAGUUAUUUUCAAAGCUUUAAUGUACCGUCAAAAAACCUUUAUUAUUGUUCAUUUAAUUCUAACAAAUAAGUUCUUGUUAAAAAUUAACUUGGGUGUUGUUUCAAAACAAAAGGAAAUAUAUCGGUAUCGAUAAAAACGAGUUGAAAAAUAUUGACGUAUCGGAUAUUGGCAAAAAGCCAAUAUCAUGCAUCCCUAGUUCAAAACUUAUAGUUAUCAUUAAUGGGAAUUUAAUUCUUGAAGUUUGCCCAAGAAUUAAAAUUCUGUCCAUUUUUUCUCAUCCCCAUGUUGAUCAAAGUCUAUAUGACUUUUUCACAAAACAAGAUGAAUCAAAGAGCAGCUCUUUUAUUCACACAAGUACAUUUUCAAACUUGUUGUUGUGCAGGUUUGAGGUCAUUGAGACCAAACACCACUGAUUCAAGUGGUGGUCUCAUAAAUAAACACAAAGCACCAAGUUUGAAUAUGCAGAAUCAGAAAUGCAAAACAACUUUAAUUGGGAUCUUUUCCUAAUUCAAAACAUCACAUGGCAUGGAAUAUAACAUCGCACGGACACUUGUAUAGUCCUUUUAUGCUGUUGUUUCAUCCUUUUUGUAGCUUGACAACCCCAUGCUCAAUAAAGACUUCCAACACAGACAAAUGUUAUCUCAAGGUGCUUUUAAUGGUCAGCUAAUGAACCCAAAAGAAACAGAUCAUGCAGCAUCAAAAAAAAAAAAAAAAUCAGAAGAGUGGAGAAUUAAUGAGUAUAAUAUACCCAGGACUUACUACAGUUCAUAAACCACUUUUUUAACCAACCAAUGCUUGAAGUCUGGGAAAACGCUCCUAGUUUGACACGGUUGCCAGAUAUUUAGUCACAGAUGAUGUUUCGCUCAAUGCAGCUGAAGAAAAUAUCUGCAACUAAAAUCUGGCGGUCAUCAGGUUAUAAACACAAUAACACAACUUCUGGUUAUUUUCCAAAACACCUGCAUUAUUUGACAAACUACAACUCAAUGAGCUUGUGAACUCAGGUCUAUUAACUUAUCUAGAGUAUUUUCCUAUUCACAAACUUUUAAGUCCAGGGUAGAGGAACCAAAGCAGGUGAUUUUAACAUCAAACCUAAAGUAACGGUUCAGUAAAGUCAGAUUUGAGCUUGAGACAGAGGAGUUAGAGACUCUAAAUGCGUCUGGGUGAAAUACUAAAAAAAACAAACUACAAAAUAACAUCUUAAAGCACUCAAAAUUCAUCCCAUGUGAUCGGAAAGGAGUCUGUGGACAAUUGAAUUAUUUACAAAUAUACAUCAUUCAGUUCCUACACAAUACCUCUCAGAAAUUUCAAUGAAGGUGAUUGGUUUGCAAUGCCAAAUUUCACUUUAUUUGAAGCGUUUUUGGUUUUAGGGAAAUCAAAUUGCGUCGAAGAGCAUCUUGAACCAAUUUCCCGAUUAAAGUGCACAUGGAUGAGGGAUGAGAGAGGGACACGAGGGGAGCGGUGGGGUUAGAGAGAGAUAAAUACAGAGAAAAGAGCAUCACUCUCCGGAUCGACAGCAAGCCCUGAAGCCGCACUGCAGAUUCUGACACCCACUGGCCUUGUCAGCAUGAGGACCUGCAGAACCACAGAGAAGUUCAUGUUAAAAAAAGCUCAAAAUGAAGAGACAAAGCUUUCAAUUCAUGUGCUGGAAUGAACAGUUUGUGUACAUGGGUCAACAGAGGAGAUUUACUAAACUGGGAGAAAUGAACCGUACAUCUAGAGCUGUAUUCAAGAUUCAAGAGUGGAGGGUUGCAACCCAUAAAUGGGCCGUGGACAGCAGGAAUAAACAGAAAACAUGCUAAAUCUAGAUAAUAAAAUGCAACUCACCAAUAAAAUGCAAUGCAAUGCAAA
Cyprinus carpio (common carp) is the source of this 4448-nucleotide messenger RNA. It is a transcript of the gene ftr92, whose product is annotated as finTRIM family, member 92. The record is from RefSeq and is a predicted model, not a curated record. Gene Ontology annotation, molecular function: protein binding; zinc ion binding. Lineage: Eukaryota; Metazoa; Chordata; Actinopteri; Cypriniformes; Cyprinidae.